Molecule: messenger RNA, 3798 nt
Organism: Plasmodium cynomolgi strain B
Lineage: Eukaryota; Apicomplexa; Aconoidasida; Haemosporida; Plasmodiidae
Exons: 2
Coding region: 1-3798 (1265 amino acids)
Source: RefSeq, a predicted model, not a curated record
AUGUUCUUUAACAACAACAAUGGUAGUCAGAAUGCGUUAAACCAAAGCAGCACCAAUAACAAUUUGAAUAGCAUGGGCAACGUGGGAAACGUGAACAACAUGGGUAGCGGUGGGCUCUUCAACAGCAGUAUGAAUGGCCAGACAAAUCUACUAAAAAAUAACGGCUUCUUCGGCAGUAACGCCAUGAACAAUCAGGACGGCACGAACAAAAACAGUAACCUUUUUGGGAACACUCUCAACUCACAGGAUAACUUGAACAAGGGGAAUUCCAUUUUUUCAAACAAUCCCAACGAUUUAAAUAAAAAUAAUAGCCUGUUCGGAAGCGCUACUUCCAGCCCUAGUGCGAACACAUCCACGAAUAGUUUUAAUCAAAAUUUGUUUAGUGCGGCGAAGAAAGAUGUUUAUCCAGGUUUCACGAGGAGCCUGGUAGGAAAUACCCCCAAUAGUGGCUCCAGUAUGUUCAAACAAAGUACCCUAGGCAGCUCCAUUGCGUUAGGAAGUCAACUAAAUGAUGAUCGCAGCACAGAAGGUGGAGGUUUAUUCUCAAAGGAACAGUUAGAAGCAGCCAAACAAAUCUUUGCCAACUCGUCGAAUGCAAAUUCGUUAGGCGGUUUCAGUAACAACAAACCAAAUAACAACAAUAACAAAUUAACAUUUAGUGGAGGAUUUUCAUCCAGUUCAAGUGCUUUUGCAAAAAAUAAUGUAAACCCAUUUCAGAGUAUGGCCCUACAAGCCACAUCACAGGGUGAUAAAUCCCCCACUUCACCUAUGCUGAGUAAUAACAACACAACCAAGUCCUUCUUUGCUAGUGCUAACAUGAACAAUAACAAUGAAGGGAAGAUAACCCCUUUUGGCAUGUCCUCCAUGAACACCCUCGGAUCAGCAAAUAAAAUGAACACAUUCGACGAGUUUAACAAAAGUAUGAAACCAUUUAAUCAAAAUGAAGGCAGUUUAUUUGGCACGAAAAGUAGCGCAAACAACAGUACGUCUCCUCCACUCCUUAACAAUUUUAAUAUCUCUUUCAGUUCAUUUUCCAAGACAAAUACAAGUGACAUUUUUAAAUCGACUAACAACACGAGUAAUACUCCCUUUUUGUCGUCGUUCAACAAAACGACCAACAAUGAAAAUCCAUUUUCGUCCAAUUCGUUUAAAUCGUCCGGCGAAGUCAAGUCAAGUGAAAAUUCAUUCCUCUUUAACAACUCCAGCAGUAGCAGUAAUAUGCCACAAACGAAUGCCUUCUCAAAUAGCUUUUCCCUCUUUGCGAAUAACCAGAGUGCAAAAGGCAUCACAACGGGGAAUGAAAAUAAAGACAGUUCCCCUAAUAACAUUUUAGCAAGUAAACCCGUUGACGGGUCAGCCAAUAUGAAUAACACUCCCGAGGAACAAACCAAAGGAGAGAAACCAAAUGACCAGCCUGGAACUACUACCCAGAAGGAAGUUCCCCAAACUGGCCAAGCAUGUCAGUCGAACCAAGGUGGUGCUGAUAAACCAGUAGAGACGGAAAAAGAAAAAGUGCUAAAAGAAACGCCCAAAGAGAAAAUACAUUCUGAAGCGAACAAACUGGAUGACGCAAAAAUAACAACAGAAUCGUUGGAACAGAGUAAAACCCUCGCCAUGGAAAAAGACAAUGCACAUGAUGAAAAGAAAAAUACACAGAGCGAACAAACAAAUUCCGCAAAUAAGGAUGAAAAAACGGAGAAAACGAAGGACAGUACCUCCGGUCUCCUCAAAAGUAACUCCCUCUUCGGUUCUUCCUUCUUUAAAAGUGACACAAAGGAAAAUGCACCAGGGGCUACCAGUUUGGAAAACAGCGAUCAGAAUAAAAUCGCCACGUCCAACUUCGUGUUCAGUUCUGCCGGGAAAAGCGAAACCAACGAAAAGGGAGCCCCCGACCAAAAGGGUCAAAUGGGCAAACCGGACGAAAAUCCUGAAAAUGGUGAAACGAACGAAAAGGCCAAAAAAGAUGAAAAAGAAGAAGCCCCAAAUGAACAACAACACACAGUGUCCAGUUCUAAGGAUAACUCACUCAGUGAACAAAAAGCGAGUGAAAUAAACUUCAACUUAAAGGAUAAACCUAUCGAGAGUGUCCAAAGAAGUGAACAGAAAGAGGACAAGGAACAGCCAGCCGAUGAAGAACAGAAGGGGAAAGAACCCUCCAGUGCCCAUAAACCGUCCAUUUUCAAUUUUAACAUUUCGCUCAGCCACGGAUCGAGCGAAACAAAGGAAAAUAAGGAAAAAACAGAUGAGGAAAGUAAAUCCGAGGUUAAGAAAGCAUCAGAUAGUGAUGCCGCCGCCGUGGGCGCAACCGAAAAAACGAGCGAAUCGAAAGCGGAUGACAAGAAAAAGUUUUGGUCCUUUUCUUUUACCAAGAAGAAGGAAACGAAGGAUCAGACGGAGUCGAAUGACCUCGGGGAAAAGAGCAAAUCGGGCGACUUCACAAAAUCGGGUGAGUUACCCAAGUCGGGUGACUUCAAAUUUGGUGAGUUCCCCAAACCAAGUGACCCCGCGAAGCCGAAGGACAUGUUCGAGAGCGCCAACAAGCUAUCCAGUUUUGGCCUAGGGCAAAACUCUCUUUUUGGCGAUAUGAACAAGAAAAAUGAACUAAAAAAUGAAGACCCUCAAAGGGGGAGCACCGUCAGCUUUCCAAAUUCUUCGUCCCUUUUUGGAAAGGCCUUCCAACCAGAGUGCGGCAAAGGUGGCUUCUUCUCCGGAGGGGCGGAAAAGAAUAAUAACUUUAGCAGUGGCAUUAACAACAGUAGUGGCAACCCCUUCUUCUCGACAAAGGCGAGCUCUUCCAUGUUUGCACCCUCCUUCGGAAACGAAAAAAACGAAACACAAAACAAGUCCCAAAUGUUUGCGCAAAAAGAAGAUGAAGACGUGGACAAGGUAGGCAAUAUGAUAAAUUUCAUUUCGCUAGAAAAUCGAAAAAAAAAUGUGUACUUAAGUAACAAUUUACAGCAUGAGGAGAAAAACACAGAAAAGCAAGAAGUUGAACAAACUGAAAAUAUAAAUCAGGUGAGUGAAAACAAAACGGUAGAUAACCAGCAGCAAUAUGCGUUUAAUUUCCAACUAAAGGAAACCAAGGGGACCCUUCGAAAUAAUGAAAAUACCAAAGAAAUGAAUUUUGAAGACUUCCCAUUUUUAUCUGAACAAAAUGCCAAAAUGCAAAUGCAAAAGCUACAAAUGGAGCAACAAAAACAGCUAGAAAAAGACAGAAAGAACGUCGAAAAAAAUAUAAGACAAAGUGAAUCGUACUUUAAGAAGGACCUGGACAAAGAAAUGAUAAUUGACGUCAUCAGUAACCUCUCCUCCUUUGUUAAAAAUAAAAUCAAUUUUAUGAAUUAUUGUUCAAAUGAAAUAUUGGACAUAUAUAACAAAGUGGCUCAUUACGAUAAAAUGUAUUCACUCAUAUUGGAAGACCAAAUAAAAAUUGAGAAAAAACAAGAAUCGCUAGAAAAAAGACUAAGACUUAUAGAGAGUGAACAGUGCGAUAUGUUGUCCCUCCUUAACGAAUUAGAUAAUGAAAAUUCUCUAGGGUUUUUAAAAAUCCUGAAUGAAAAAAAUGUAAACAAAGACGAGAUUAUCAAUAGUAAAAACCUCCAUCUGGACAUCGAAAAUUUUGAAAAGCUGGUGGACAAAAUGUGUGGCUUGGAGGAAUUAAUGAAUUCUCUCCACACCAUGGGAAAGGACGAUUUUGUGAAUGACAUUAUUAACAAAUGCUAUGUCAACGAUUUGAAUUGUGAAGCCAUUGAGAAGCAGCUGAACGGUGCGUCCGGCGAGUUGAGAAAUAUGAAAUGA